Molecule: messenger RNA, 3045 nt
Organism: Wyeomyia smithii (pitcher-plant mosquito)
Lineage: Eukaryota; Metazoa; Arthropoda; Insecta; Diptera; Culicidae
Exons: 4
Coding region: 1-3045 (1014 amino acids)
Source: RefSeq, a predicted model, not a curated record
AUGCUUGCUGAUAAUUUCCGAUCGACGCAAGGGGAAAUUGAAGAGAACCAAGACGAUCCCGCAGCAAUUGCGACUGUUUUCAACAUACGUGAGCAUUUUUUCGGUAUGUACUAUCGUACAAAAGAUAUGUUCGAAGGUCAUCUGGAUGAUGAUGUGGAAUCGACUGCCAGCCAGCGGACAAUUGCAGGAGAAACACACGACAUAAAGGAUGCAAUAAAGUUGCUUUUGGAAACUCAGCAACAAAUAUUGCUACGGCAACAUGCGACAUCAGUAGCGUUGUCAGGAAAGGUAUCGAAUUGUCCAUCUGCUGCUCCUGAAAGUGAUGUAUCGAAUAAUGCUCCUCAUUUCAAUGUACGACUUCCAGCUAUUAACGUUCCAGCUUUCAGCGGUGAUCGCAGAGAGGAUGCUAAACGUUUGGUGAAAAAGUUCACCAUUUCUAGUGCGAACUACGUAAAAGCGUGGGACACUUUAUGUACCCACUACGACAAAAAACGAUUUACCGUUUUCCUGCUUAUUCGUGAAUUUAUGGAUCAGCUUCCUUUUAACAAUGCAAAUCCACACGGGCUGAUCAACUUAGUUACGACUUCGGAUGAAGUUGUGCAACAACUAGAUGCACUUGGCGAGGAGUUUCAAGGUCGUGAUCCUUGGCUGAUUCAUUUAAUGCUGGAGAAAUUUGACAAGGAGACGCAAAUAAGCUGGUCACAAAAAGUUAUCGAAAAUGAAUGUCCAACAUUCGAACAGUUGCUGUUUUUCUUGAGAAAGCGAUGUGAGGCUUUGGAGACGUGCUCGGCGUUCUCCAAGAAGGAGGUUGUCAAAAAGGAAAUGUUUAAAACGGCAAAUGAGAAGAAGGUGAAAUCUCUGCAUACAGUGGCGUCAAAUCAAAAUCAAAAGUGCGCGAAAUGCUCAAAAGAGCAAAAUACGUUUAUAGGUGAAGAGUUUAAACAACUGGCUGUAGAAGAACGACGAUGUUUGGCUCAAAAGGCUAAACUGUGCUUUAACUGUUUGAGACCGUUUCAUUGCGCGAAAUCGUGUUUAUCUAAAUCGGUAUGCCGUACGACGGACUGUAAACAACUUCAUCAUACGCUUUUGUGUUCGUUCGCGUUUGGUAAGAAGACGGAACGUGUCGAAGAAAAACCAGAUAAAGAUGAUGUUUCGACAAAACCAGCAACAGAAAAAAGUGAGGAAAUUUCGGCUCUGACAACAGAGUUAGUAAACGAAUGCCAAACAAUUUCAUUGUUACCAACAGCGGUUGUCAAUAUGCAAACGUCAGACGGAAGUUUCCUUCAGGCAAGAGUACUUAUCGAUUCCGGCUCUCAAGCUACGCUGGUUUCAGAGGACUGUGUAAAAAGGUUGAAAUUACCAAGACGUAAUGGUAAGCUUUUGGUCAGCGGAAUUGGUCAGCGUGAAAUAGGUACCACCCGUGGAAUGGUAUCUCUGCGUAUUGCAUCGAGAUUCAACGAAACUGUCGUCAUUGCAACUGACGCUUACGUUCUUGGGAAAUUAACGUCGACUAUUCCAUCGCAACGAUUUAAACUGAGCAAUAUGAAAUUGCUGGAAAAUCUCAAUGAGCUGGCGGACCCUGGGUUCAACAAACCAGCUUCCAUUGAUGUCAUUCUGGGAUCGGACGUCUUUCUUACACUUCUUAAUGGUGGUCAAGUCAAAGACGAAUGCGGCCUUACGGUGGCCCAACGCACAAUCUUCGGAUGGAUUACCGCGGUGGAUCUGAAUAAUACCCUACGACUUUUUUGGGAACAAGAGGAGCUUCAUCGCAAACCAAAGCUGACUCCUUCGGAAACAAAGGUAAAGGAACAUUUUAACUCCACUUUAACUCGUGACGUGAAUGGGCGUUUCAUUGUGCGUUUGCCGUUCGACAAUUCGAAACCGCCUCUUGGGGAAUCAUUAACUGUUGCUCUGAAGCGGCUCAAAUCAAUACAGAAGCGGUUUGAGUCCCAACCAGAGUAUAAGCGAGAAUAUGAAGCCUUUAUGCGAGAGUACCUUGAGCUAAACCACAUGGAGGAGGUACCAGCUGAUGAAAUUGUCAAGGAUCCAGCGGAAUGUUACUAUCUUCCGCACCAUGCGGUUAUUAAACAAGACAGCUCUACAACAAAACUACGCGUCGUUUUUGAUGCAUCCUGCGUGACUUCCUCAGGAGUAUCAUUAAAUGAUCGGUUAUUAGCGGGACCAAAUAACAAUGAGGAUUUGUGGUCAGUAUCACUUAGGUUUCGGUCUCAUCGAGUAGCUUUCUGCGGCGAUGUGGCGAAAAUGUACCGUCUGGUGUGGGUACACGAGGCGGAUCGUGACUACCUUCGAGUUUUGUGGGUUGAUGAUGUUGGUGAGGUGAAGCACUACCGUUUAUGUACCGUUACCUACGGAACCAAGACAGCACCGUUCUUCGCGAUAGAAGCGAUGAGAGAGGCAGCUAAACCCUACAGAGAAAUUUACCCAAGGGGAAAGCUUCAACUGCACGGAUUUUGCGACGCCUCCGAGCAGGCCUAUGCGGCAGUGGUAUAUACUCGAUCGAUAGAUGCUAGUGGUCACAUCAAUGUGGUUUUGGUUGCUGCAAAAUCAAGAGUGGCUCCAAUCAGACAGGUUUCUCUUCCUCGGCUGGAACUCAAUGGAGCGUCAUUGCUAGCUGAACUAAUGACAAGUAUUGUAGAGGCUUUGCCUCAUUUGGACAUCGAACAAUGGGCUUGGACAGACUCAACUAUCGUGUUGCAGUGGCUGUCUUCGCAUCCUAGAAGGUGGAAAACGUUCGUAGUGAAUCGAACAGCUGGAAUUUUGGAACAUUUGCCAUGUCAGCAAUGGAAUCACGUUAUCAGUAGUGAAAAUCCUGCUGAUUGUGCGAGUCGCGGUUUGUUUCCAUCGGAUCUCGUAGGGAUUAACAUGUGGUUUCAGGCUCCACCGCGGCUGUCGUGUGAACAGUCUUCGUGGGUACUCUCUCGAGUGCAAUCUUGUAGUGAACAAGAUUUAGAAUUACGAGUUUCGAAGGUAUUGCACGUUUCAGUGAAUCUGAUGCGUCAAAAUUAUGACAUCGAGCGUCACUGA